Mercurialis annua (annual mercury) is the source of this 1408-nucleotide messenger RNA. RefSeq names its product gibberellin 2-beta-dioxygenase 6-like. The coding region runs from base 1 to 1029 and encodes 342 amino acids. Lineage: Eukaryota; Viridiplantae; Streptophyta; Magnoliopsida; Malpighiales; Euphorbiaceae. The transcript has 3 exons. Gene Ontology annotation, molecular function: dioxygenase activity. The record is from RefSeq and is a predicted model, not a curated record.
AUGAAUCAAUCAAUGAAUCCACCACUCCAGUGCUCCUACGCAGCCAUAUCCAGCCCGCCUAGCAACACCCUGCAAAGCGGAGAAAUGAGAAAGAGCAUGAGCAUGAGCGUGGAGGAAUACUGCCACCUCCCAUUGAUAGACCUCCAUCAUCUGAGAAGUGAUGAUGAAAAGGAGAGGUUCGCUUGUCGUUCAGCUAUAUCGAGAGCUUCAUCUGACUGGGGAUUCUUUCAAGUAGUAAACCAUGGCAUAAGUACUGAGCUACUUAAGAAUAUGCCAAGAGAACAAGGGAAGUUGUUUCAAACACCUUUCGAGAGGAAAGCUACCAAUGGUCUUCUAAAUAAUUCAUAUAGAUGGGGAUCCCCAACUGCUACUUCUCCCACCCAAUUCUCCUGGUCCGAGUCUUUCCACAUUCCUCUCUCUCAAAUUUCCCAACAACCCUGCUUCACCGGGUUUACCUCUUUAAGGGAAGUGAUGAUGGACUUUUCGGCAUCCAUGUCGAAGCUAGCCAAGUUGCUUGCAGGAGUCCUAGCAGAGAACCUGGGUCAUUCAACCGCAGUGUUUGAAGACAAAUGCCACGAAAGCAAUAGCUUCCUUCGGUUAAAUCACUACCCACCUUGUCCAAUAUCUUCUGAGGUUUUUGGUCUAGUGCCCCACACUGACAGCGAUUUCCUCACAAUUCUUUAUCAAGAUGAAGUUGGUGGACUCCAACUUAUGAAGGAUUCCAAAUGGGUUGCUGUCGAGCCUAAUCAAGAUGCUCUAAUCGUUAACAUUGGAGAUCUUUUUCAGGCAUGGAGCAAUGACGUGUACAAGAGUGUGGAGCACAAAGUGAUGGCCAAUAGAACGAAGGAGAGAUACUCAAUUGCCUACUUCCUCUGCCCUUCAUAUGACACCCUCAUAGGGAGUUGUAAAGAGUCAUCUAUAUACAGAGACUUCACUUUCGGAGAGUUUAGAAAACAAGUUCAAGAGGAUGUCAAGAAAACUGGUCACAAAGUAGGCCUUCCAAGAUUCUUACUUCAGAACACAUGUUAAAUCAUUAACUAUAUUAUCCACAUCUUCCCUCAGCAGAGAUAGCAUACAUGAAGACUUGAGCAACAAAUUUACUGUGACUGAUUCUUGAAGCCAAACCCUAUAAAUAAAUCCGAAGAAUUAAAUUUAUCUCUGUAGAGGAAAACCCACGUGAUCCCUCACCCCUGACUUCAGCAAACAAAAUGAGUUCGUUCUUAUCGGAAGAAUCAAGCAAGUAAUAGGCAUACACCGGUCUACAUGGCCAUGGAAAAAAAUUAACCAAAUGUUGAGUUUAGUAGAUUAACUCCUGCAGUAGAGAAACUAUGUUAGGCUGUCAAACAUGGCUAUCCUAUUCCUAAUUAAACAACAGACGAGUAAGUACUUUGCUAACAAAUCUGUCAAA